Amborella trichopoda is the source of this 2945-nucleotide messenger RNA. Lineage: Eukaryota; Viridiplantae; Streptophyta; Magnoliopsida; Amborellales; Amborellaceae. The record is from RefSeq and is a predicted model, not a curated record.
GGUUUAUAGAUAUACCAGAAAUUGGCUGAGAGAGUGAACAGGUGCUACAUUGAUCCAACAGACAGGGGGAGCGUGAGCAUGGCGCCUUGAGGCAGCCAGCAAUGUGCUCAACGCCCUGCCCUUCUCUCUCAUCGAACCACCCAAGAUGCCUCCGCCUCCUCCACUCUCUCACUUCCGUCUCCAUGCCCCACCUCCUCCAACUCCACGCCCAAAUGCUCCGAAACCACUCUCUCUUCCUCUACCCCUUUGCAGCCGCCAAGCUCCUCGAGCUUUUCUCGCUCUCUCUGUGUGCCAAUCUUUGCUAUGCUUUCUCUCUCCUCACCCACCUCCCCAACCCCAACACUUUCUCCUUCAACACUCUCAUUAAAGCCUACGCCAAUUCCCCGUCUCCUGCACCAGCCCUCACCAUUUUCUCUCUCAUGCUUCGCUCCAACACAAACCCUAACUCCUACACUUUCCCCUUUCUCGCCAAGGCGUGCGCUCAUCUCUCUUCGAUCAAUCCAGGUCUCCAAAUCCAUGCUCACAUUGUGAAAUUUGAAGGAAAUUCACGAGUGUUCUCACAAAAUGGCUUAAUAAAUAUGUACUCUACUCAUGGAAAUUUCGAUGAAGCUCGUCAAGUGUUUGAGGAAAUGCCUCAUAGAGAUUUAGUCACCUGGAAUUCGAUGUUAUCUGGUUUUGUCAAUUGUAGUCUCAUCAUUGAUGCUCGUAAAGUUUUCGAUGAGAUGCCUCAAAGAACUAUAAUUUCGUGGAAUGCUAUGUUAAGCGGCUACAUGAAGUCUGGGGAUGUGACUUCGGCCAAGUUGCUUUUCGAUCAAAUGCCUUCUCGUAAUGUUGAGACUUGGAAUGCUAUGGUUGCGGGCUAUGCAAAGUGCGGUCUCGUGGACCAUGCGCUUGAGGUUUUCCAUUCAAUGCCUGAGAGGAAUGUAGUCUCAUGGAGCGCUGUAGUUAGCGCGUGUGCACAAGGUGGGCACCCACGCAAGGCCUUGGUGCUCUUUGGGGAGAUGAGAGACACUCAUGUGAGGCCCAAUGGUUCUGCUAUAGUGAGUGCACUAUCGGCUUGCACUCACCUAGGUGCGCUGGACCAUGGGAGGAGAUUACACAAGUAUCUAAAGGCUAACUGGACCAGGCUGGAUACCAUAGUCGGGACUGCACUCAUUGACAUGUAUGCGAAAUGUGGGUGCUUAGAGGAUGCAUCAAGCGUUUUCCAGUCAUUAGGGCAACAAAAGGAUGUGUUUGUAUGGACUGCUAUGAUUGGAGGGCUCGCUAUGAAUGGCCAUGGCCAAAGGGCUUUAGAGCUCUUUGGUUUAAUGGAGGAUGAGGGUGUAAGGCCAAAUGAGGUUACCUUUAUUGGUGUUCUAUGUGCUUGUAGCCAUGGGGGCCUUGUUGAGAGGUGUCGCCGAUAUUUCACCUCUAUGAGCAAAAUUUAUGGAAUUAAUCCUCAAAUCGAGCACUAUGGUUGUAUGGUCGAUGCGCUUGGUCGAGCUGGUCUUCUCGAUGAGGCCCGAGCUUUUGUUGAGGCCAUGCCAUUAGAGGCCAAUAGCGUUCUAUGGGGUACCCUUCUUGGUGCUUGUUGGAUACAUGGCAAUGCUGAACUUGGUGAAUAUGUGGUCAAGCACUUAGUUGAGCUGGAUCCUAAAGAUGGGGGGGUUUAUGUUCUCCUCUCAAACAUAUACGCCAGAGUAGGAAGGUGGGAAGAGGCGAAGGAGACUCGAAAACUAAUGCAAUCUAAGGGACUUCAAAAGAGCCCAGGCAUAAGCUCAAUAGAGGUUGAUGGCGUUGUUCAUGAAUUCUAUGUAGGGGACAAGUCACAUUGCAGGACAAAAGAGAUAUAUGCAAUGCUUGAAGAGAUGGCCUCAAGAUUGAAGCUUGUAGGGUACACACCCAACACAUCUCCAGUGUUGUUUGACAUAGAAGAUGAGGAGAAAGAGCAUGCAAUCUCUCACCAUAGUGAGAAGUUGGCAUUGGCCUUUGGGCUUGUAAGUGUGGGGUUGGGCGUGCCCAUUAGGAUUGUCAAGAAUCUCCGGGUUUGUCUCGAUUGCCACACUGUAAUGAAGCUUAUUUCUACAGUUUACAUUCGGGAAAUAAUCGUGAGGGACCAUAAUGUGUUUCACCAUUUCAAAGAGGGAUUAUGUUCUUGUAAAGAUUAUUGGUGACACCUGUGCUAAAUGGGAGCGUGGUUAUGCUGUUCUCCAUGUUAUGGAUCUAUGCCAGGAUCUGCAUCUUCAGUACUCAAGCAUUGCAGAUCGAAACUGCUUGGAGUUUCUUAUCCAUGAUUUAGAAGCCCCCUGUUUGGAUCGAGUCAGCUAAGGUAACAUAUGUCCUUGUUGAGUUCAUGGAUUCAACAUCAUUGGUUAAAUUGUUGAUGAUUGCAUAUACCACCCUCAAUAAAAAACACACAACGUUAAAAUAAAAAAUAAAAAAAUCUCGAAGCAGCGUGGUCUACUCAUGCGAUUCGUGUAUGGAAUCACAGGCUUGGUCUUUGAUGUAUGACUCGUUUCUUAGAAUACCUUCUAAAAACCCUCCAUAGAGGGUCUUGGUCUUUUGAUGAAUGCCUCGUUGGUUAGUAAGCCCUCUAAAGAACCCUUCAUAGAGAUGGUUAAAAACAGUUAUUUAGAAAUCUACAAGUCCGAUUUGGCCCUGACCCUGCAGGCAUUCUGAUUUACCGGUCCAGGGAUUCCCAUGUUGUAUUGGGCAACAACUUACAGUGAAAUAAAAGAAAAUAUAAAAACCAGAUUGUAUUGGGCAACUACUUACAGAGAAAUAAAAGAAAAUAUAAAAAUCAGAAAGAAUUAGGGCGAUUCAGCAUUUCCUCGAUCAUCAUUGGUUAUUUUUAAAUCAGUGGUUGGAGGUCUUCGUGUAGGACUAAAAAAGGAAAAAUAAAAUGAGAGAGAUGGAAGGAAAAAAGAAAAAGAUAAGAGAUGGUGUUUUUUUUGUCGAUGGAAAAG